This is a messenger RNA of Diorhabda sublineata, 2062 nucleotides long. RefSeq names its product dual oxidase maturation factor 1-like. Gene Ontology annotation, cellular component: endoplasmic reticulum membrane. The record is from RefSeq and is a predicted model, not a curated record. Bases 682 to 1911 code for a protein of 409 amino acids. The transcript has 9 exons. Gene Ontology annotation, biological process: protein transport. Lineage: Eukaryota; Metazoa; Arthropoda; Insecta; Coleoptera; Chrysomelidae.
GAUUCCUGCUUCGUCAAUCAACAAUUUCACCUGCAACCGAUAGCAUAGGUUGCUUUCACUCUCUAUUUAUUUGGAGAAGUGUCAAACAUAUCGAGCUACUAUGUUACCCAAACAUUUCUAAAUGAGAGUCGUUUACUGGUUUUUUAUGAGUACUACUUAUCAUCGUCGCAAAAUCUAUACGCGACACAGUAGUAGCUAGCGGUACCUAUAAGUGUCUUGCACGGAUUAUUACGUUUUGUUUUUGGAAUUGCCGGAUAGUCUACGUGCGGGUUAAUAAUACCUACGGGUAGUACUUGAUGUGUCUUACAAGGUCCGGUAAGUGAGUGAUCGAUAUCGUGAUGGUGGGCACGUCCGGCAAUUAGUAUUCCAUUCUAUUCUCGGAAAAGUGAUCUUGAACUACAAGGUCAAAUCGUUAUUAUCAUUUUUUUAAAAUUUCUUUUUCCACGUUUUAAGUUCCUUGUUUAUACCAGGUUCAUCGUAAAUAUUUUAAUCGAUAUUAGUGAAGUACUUUUGCUUUCGAUAAAAUAAACUUUAUAUAUAAGUGUAUGGAUUUUGUUUCGGCAAUAUUAAGUGGGCCAUUGUUGGUUGAAGAAAGCGAAUAUGUAAAUAAUGUCGUUUAAAGAAAGUUGGUGUACUAAGGAUAUUUCUUCAAUGGAUUAAAAGUAAACAAAUUGAUUGGCCAUGAAGGGGUGGUUCGAUGCGUUUCGAUACGAUGGUGGACCUACCCUGUAUAAUUUUCACAACAGGACAUCGGUGACUGGUGAUGUUACUUUUAUAACAUUCUUAGCAACAUUUACUACGCUUUAUGUGGCAUUUUUAAUUAUUUAUUUUGGAAUUCGAAAAGAGAGAUGUUCAACUUUCUGUGCUGUGACGUUAAGUUUGUUUAUAGGAGCAACAAUUUUGAUAACAUUGUAUGGAUCAGCGUGGCAUAUAUCAAAGUCAUCAAUAGUCAGCACUUAUCAGGCGUUUUCAAAAGAACAAUUGACAGCUGACAUUGGUGUAUACGUAGGAUUAAAUCAUGUAAAUAUUACAUUACAAGCAAAUUCUAGUAAUAUUUGGAGUGAUAUAGAUUUUAAUGAACAGUUUGUUUGGAAGGACGCUCAUCAGAUGCAUACGAGUUUUAGAGAAGCCAUAAUAAAGGGUUUGCCUUUUCCAAUUUUGACUGUAGCAGAAUAUUUUACUACAGGACAAGAAGGACUAGCAUGGGGCAGACAGUACAGAACUGCAGGGUAUUUUGCCAUAAUUAUGCUUUGGACUUCGUUUGUGACAUGGGUGUUGAUGAACCUAAUGUUAAUAGUGGUACCUCGAUACGGAGCACUGCUAAUGACCUUGUGCGGGAUCCUUCUUUUAUCGACGGUAUGUGGGUACUUCGGUAUGCUACCAGAACCUCCAUUGGUUAUUUACGUGGAAGGAACCAAAAUUAACUUCUCCUUUGGAUGGUGUUACUGGUUGGUGCUUACUGCAGGUGGUAUUUGUUUGUUAGCUGGAGUCAUAAUAACAACUGUAGAAAUAAUCAACCCUCAUAGUUUCUCAACAAUUCUAGAAGUAGAUUACGAUACCCCAUUUGACAGACAUAUAAUAAUAGAAGACAGUAGGGACAAGAGAUUUGAGAAAAAGAAAACUGAUACUAAUCUAGAAUCACCCAAUUCACUGGGCAAAAUUCUAAGGAGACUGAAUUCUAAAAAUCGAGACGAAGACAACGAAAAUAUACAUAACGUAUCAAAAUCGAAUCAAGAAUUUCGGUUGGAACCAAGUCCGUGGAAAUAUCCCUAUAAAAAAGACCCUUCUCCUUCAAUUUCUAUAAUAUCUUCUACCGUAUCCAUUCCAGCUUCAACAGAGUCUCCAGUAUACAAAAACGAUUUGAGGUACGUUCAUCGUCCAAAUAAAAUCGAUUCAGUGUCAAUGUGGUGAUAUUUUUUCAACUUUGAGUGCAAUCAUUCGACUAUAUUUGAAGUGAUUUUAUUGUGAUACGUCAUUGAAAUGGCCAUAUUUAUUGUGUACUAGUUUUUAAAAUAAUUGUAAUUUAAUUUUAAUUUAUUUGAACGAAUGAAAAUGAAUAUUC